Seminavis robusta is the source of this 1257-nucleotide messenger RNA. The record is from the annotation of a GenBank genome assembly. Lineage: Eukaryota; Bacillariophyta; Bacillariophyceae; Naviculales; Naviculaceae.
AUGCGUUGUGCGCACCACCGCCAACAGACACCCUUUCGACAGGAAAUCCCACAGGUGCAAACAGCUCGUAUCAGCCAAGCUACCACUCAACAAAACCACAAGGUCAUGGUCGAAGCAAUGCAGAGACACAGAGAUGGCGCCGUUCGCACGCAUGUUGGCGCCUACGAUGAACAUCUGCCGAGCAUUGCGCUCAGCCUGUCUUCGUCGUCGUCAUCAUCUUCUUCGUCUGUCACAUCAACCUCGGCGACGAUAGACGUUGGAUCUUUCCCAAAUGCAAAGCCUACCGCUACAACAGCAGCAUCAGUCGCCACUCAGCAAAAAAGGUAUCCCAGUGCGCCAUACUACCCGCCUUACUACGCCUCGCAUCAUCGAGUAGGGCCCAGCUCCUCUGCGCGCGGAAUGGUGCUUGCUUCGCCCCCUCAAAAGACCCCUCCCACGGCACGAGUUCCCAAGCGGGGCCACAACGAUAUCAACAUACGGUCGCCGCCAAAGCUUUUACGGGUCACAUCUCUUCCGGCUAGAUGCCACGAAAGUAGAUUUGCGUUCACUCCGUUUGCUCUGGAUGGAAGAUAUUCAGACCAGGAAUUGCAGCAGCUACAAGAGAUGCGGUCUCGUUCUGGUGGAUACUACCCAAACUACUGUUGCAGCUAUCCUCCCCCACCCCACCCCUAUCCUAUGGCGUCGCACCCAGAAUCCUUCAUCCACUCGGGAUAUCGAUGUGCUCCUGAAGUCAUUGGCCACCCUUCACUGCGCAUCUUCAAGUUGAGGCUUCCCAUGGAGCACUUGGCACGCUUGGAUCGCAUCUUGGAGGGAUGUGAAGCUCACGCGAAGGAGCUCACAGGAGGAUGGCGAACCGAGCUCUAUUCUCUGACACAGCAAGACCUUGCUUUGACAGAUAUUCCAGGAAUGAUGGACAUUGCCAUGCCAAUUUUGCAAUAUCUGAGCCGAUGCAUUUGCGAAGUCUCUCAUGCCGAAGCCGUCCGUGUGGAUCGGAACCAGCCACAUGUCUUGAAGUAUGAUCAAAACCAUACAGGUGUUGAGCUCCACCAUGAUCGUUGCGAUGUGACGGCUAAUCUCAUGAUGUCGAGAAGCCACACGUACGUGGGAGGGGGGACGUAUUUCCCGGAAGCUAACACAGUGGUUCGUCUCAAGUUUGGAGAGUUUUUGCUUCACCCCGGUCAACUUAUCCACGGAGGCACUGACAUCACCAGAGGCACUCGCUAUCUGAUGGUAUUGUUCGCGCAUUUGAAGAAAUAG